This is a messenger RNA of Micropterus salmoides (largemouth bass), 1902 nucleotides long. RefSeq names its product phytanoyl-CoA 2-hydroxylase (gene phyh). Lineage: Eukaryota; Metazoa; Chordata; Actinopteri; Centrarchiformes; Centrarchidae. Gene Ontology annotation, molecular function: phytanoyl-CoA dioxygenase activity. The record is from RefSeq and is a predicted model, not a curated record. The coding region runs from base 90 to 947 and encodes 285 amino acids. The transcript is spliced from 8 exons. Gene Ontology annotation, biological process: fatty acid alpha-oxidation.
AUUGCUGCACUUUGCCACAGUCAGACUUACUGCACAGGUUUCCGUGUUCACACUGGGAUCACACCAGAAUACAACAAGCUGACUGGAAAAUGUCGCGGGCUGCUGAAAGACUCCGGCUGCUGGUCAGUCAUCUUGAUCGAUCACCCGCUGCGAUCAGAGCUACAUCAACCUCUGCUCAAAGCCUCACCUACAGUCACCCACAGAGACUGAGAUACACUUUUGAUACUGACCUGCUGACCCCAGAACAGCGACUCUCCUAUGAGGAAAAUGGCUUCAUCCUCAUCAAGAAUCUGGUGUCUGAAGAGGACAUCGACAGGUUCAGGAAAGAGUUUGAACGGAUCUGUCGACAGGAAGUGACGGUUCCCGGUCUGAUGGUGAUGAAGGAUUUGGCGAUCGCUAAGUCAGAGUUCGUUCCGGAUGAGUCGAGUAAGAAGACGUCCCGUCACCCGAUGCAUCAGGAUCUGCAUUAUUUCCCGUUCCGCCCAGCAGACAGGAUCGUCUGCUCUUGGACGGCAAUGGAGAAAAUUACCAGGCAAAACGGCUGUCUGGUCGUCCUGCCGGGGACACACACUGGCACGCUGCAGGAGCACGACUACCCCGAGUGGGAGGGUGGUGUAAACAAGAUGUACCAUGGAGUGCGUGACUAUGAUCCGCAGCACCCCAGGGUGCACCUGGAGAUGGAGAAGGGCGACACCGUCUUCUUCCAUCCACUGCUGAUCCACGGCUCUGGCAUGAACCAGACACAGGGCUUCCGCAAGGCCAUCUCCUGCCACUAUGCCAGCGCUGACUGUUAUUACAUCGAUGUGAGGGGAACCACGCAGGAAAACAUAGCAACAGAGGUGGAGGAGCUCGCACUCAGGAAGUACACUAAAGGCAACGAAAUUACCUUCCAGGAUACCUGGGCUUUCCGAGGCCGCCUGGUUCAAGGAGAGAGGAUUUCACUGUAAAGAAGCCACAGACGUGUUACAGAAAGAAAGAAAAAAAACCCCACCAUAUUAUUGCAGGGUGACCAACCACUGAGCUGAAACUAGAACAUAUUGAUAUGGUGAUGGGUAAGAGGCAACACACAGGCACAGUGUCUUGUCAUGCAAUCCUUAAUCUGCUUUCAUAAUGGAAGCAUGUAAUUCUUAGAUUACUUAGGUGUUGGUGAUUGAGGCUUGAUAGUUUAUGCUCAUUGUAACAUUUUGGAAAUUUAAUAUAUAGAGAAUAUAAAGAUAGUAAAUACUGUUUCAGUAGAAAAUGUCAGUUACCUACCAUAAACAAAUCAUUACACUGUCGGUACGAGAGGUAAAGUACUUGACAUUCAGUACCCCUCCUGCUACUUGCUAUACAGCAUUUUACGGCACAAAAUGCAGUUGAAAUUGCACUUAAAAACAGUGGAAUCAUGUGAAUGCAUCUUGAAAUGUCUAUCAAGCUGUUUAAUGAAAAUGGAAAGGAUAUUGCGCCUGUGGUAACUGCACAGAAGCUUAAAGAUGAAUUUGUAUGCUGAUUAGGAAAAGUAAGAAUUAUUAUGUGUGAGAGCGAGGGCGAGAGAAUAAUGAAAGCUACAUUUUAAACUAGAGUAGGUGAUUUAUUUCAAUAGCAUUUAUUUUAACAUGUGUUUUGGGAGAGGGUGUGAUUUCAUUUCAUUUCAGUUGGAUACUUUCAAAAUCUAACUGUCUCUUGCUUUCUGCAACGUUGCCUAACCCAGCUUUAUGCAGAAAUAUGUAAAUGAUCAGGGUUGAGAGGUAUAGCUCUUGUUAAUUAACACUAGAGGCCUUGACUUUAUAAUGUCUUAUAAAUGUGUCAACAUGUUAAUUUUAAUAUAACGGUUUGAUGAUGAGUGAGUGGAUGAUGACAAUCUUGCUAGGAUAAAUGUAAUAUUUUGUUAACAUUAAUAAUAAAAAAUGACUGCUAAAACAA